This is a messenger RNA of Colletotrichum lupini, 246 nucleotides long. RefSeq lists its product as uncharacterized. The transcript has a single exon. The record is from RefSeq and is a predicted model, not a curated record. The coding region runs from base 1 to 246 and encodes 81 amino acids. NCBI's taxonomy places the organism in Eukaryota, Fungi, Ascomycota, Sordariomycetes, Glomerellales, Glomerellaceae.
AUGAGCCGAAUCCAGGGAUGCGAUGUCGCGGGGCUCUGCCCGGUGGGGGAGAGCCGAGACAUGGCCAGUGGCCACACCCGCGCAGCCGGAAUGGCGGCGGGCAACGGAGAUGAUUUGGUCUGGAACCUGCCGCGGAAGCAGCAUCUUCACCGGCAAACGGCAAACGGCAUGGCGACCGACCAGGCCUUUGGCGGCGGCUCCGAGCUGUCGCCAUAUUCACGCACUGAUAUCGAAUCACAAACAUGA